AAUUCAAGAUUGUCUGGAAUCUCCAGGUAUCACUGUAAACAGAGCAUGGACAAACAGGACUGAGAAGUCAAGUUCAGAAGAUGGGAGGCCACGGCAACUAUAACAAAGCCACAAAAACAGCAAGAACUCGCGUGCGUAAAAAGCCUCCACAUGCACAGACCUGGCAACAUUUUAACAUGAGCAAGAUCCAGGAGAAUCAAAAGCGAAUUUGUCAGAUUGAGACAGAUAAUAAGAAGCUGAUGGAGCGCCUAGCUGCAAUACAGCGAGGGACAGGGAGGCUACACUACUGGAAUGAACACUUUCAAAGGAGCUCAAAUAGAGAAGCACAGAACAGGAAAAUACUGACAAUCACCGUGGAAAAUCAGGGAAUUUUGAAAAGGCUUCUUGAGUGUAAGCCUACCUAUGAUCAAAAGAAGUUUGAGACUGGGUGGCAGGCAUGUAUUCGAUUAUUAUUUUUUUUUUUUUGUAUAAAUACUAUUUUGUUAUAUCUUCAAACUAAAUAUAUUGUGUAUAUUAUAUUCUAAAUAAUAUUACAUAAUGUAUAAUGUGUUUUUACGAUAGCUAUUUAACUGUAUAUUGAAGUAGAGAAAACUAUCUUAAAAUCAAAGUAGUGAAGUGUUAGGUGCAAGCAGAGCAUUUUCUAGAACAAAACUAAGAUAGAAAUCUGGGCUAAAGUGCUGAAUGUAUGAAAGAAAGCAUGCACGGGCUUAGUGGCAAUAGCCUUGCUGAAGUUGAAUUUUGUUGCUAUUUUAUUCUGAUAUUCUCAAUAAGCGUUACCGAUAUUUUAGUAUAAAGAACAAUUUGCUAUUAUAUACAUUCCAGAUUAACAUUGUUAUAUAUGGAUUUUUUCUUGUACAUGCUUCUUUGAAAGUACAUUAGUUUUCUAAUUCUGAAAAAAAUAAAAUAAAAACAAGUUAUAAUUUACCUGUCAACAGAAUUACUGGCCUUUCUCAUUUUCUGAGAGGCUUAGAUUUACAAGUGCAAGAAGUUGUGUCCCAGAA
This is a messenger RNA of Cygnus atratus (black swan), 1001 nucleotides long. It is a transcript of the gene CFAP97D1, whose product is annotated as CFAP97 domain containing 1. The record is from RefSeq and is a predicted model, not a curated record. NCBI's taxonomy places the organism in Eukaryota, Metazoa, Chordata, Aves, Anseriformes, Anatidae. The transcript is spliced from 4 exons. Bases 81 to 524 code for a protein of 147 amino acids. Gene Ontology annotation, biological process: sperm axoneme assembly.